Molecule: messenger RNA, 1510 nt
Organism: Cuscuta campestris
Lineage: Eukaryota; Viridiplantae; Streptophyta; Magnoliopsida; Solanales; Convolvulaceae
Source: the annotation of a GenBank genome assembly
AUAUCAUUUGAUGAGUAUUCAAUCCUCCCUUUCAAUUUCCAUAUCAGUGGGCUGAAUUGGCUGGAUUUGUUUAAGCUGAUCGAAAGCAGUUUAAAUUAAUGUUAGGAAUUACGUAUGUGUUUAACCUUCAUGGCCACAAGAACCCUAAGAUAGUAAUACAUCAUUGGUCAUCUUCCUGCUAGAUGAAAUAUUUUUUAAAAGGGAUAAAUACCUAACUAGGACUAAACAUGCGCCAUAUACCAAAACAGGACAUUUAAUGUUUUCAUACCAAGAUAUGAUUUAUAUUGUCAAACAAUGCCAACAAACAUUGUGAAAGGCCAACACACAAUGCCAAAUUGAGGUAUUUACAGUGCCAACACUUUUAUUUAGGGUAUAAAAACAUGUGUGGUCUUGCUUUUGUAUAAGUUUCAUGUUUUAGUUUAUAUAGGUAGAUCUCUUUUUUUAAAAUUAUACUUUGCUUUACUGUGGGCAUCGUUGCAGAAACCAAUGUGGGCGACCCACUUGGAUUCGAAGUUCAAACACACAACAAGCAUCUAAUCGGUGUCUGAAGUGUAAAUUAUUUUGAAGAAUUACUGGUAAUUAUGUCUAGCAUAUUUAUAAAAAAACAAUAACAAAAUGUUAGCCAAACAACAACAACAACCCGGAUGAAUCCCACGAAGAGUAGGGUCUGGGGAAUAACAAAAUGUUAACCAAUGCUAGUUAAAGGCGUCUGGGAGCACUUGAAGUUUCUAGCAGGUGCCUGGCAAGCCAGAUCCUAGUGUGCCUAGUUGUCUUGAUUCCUAAUGAUGGUUGAAUUCGAAUUUAACAAGGUCCUAUUUCCUACAGAGUAUGUUUUAGUGCAUUACUGCAAUAAUAUGCAUGAUUUCAUUUGACUUGUCAUUUUCAAGGUUGCAAUUAUAUGCAUGAUUUCAUUUGACUUGUAAUUUUCAAGGUUGCAGAUUAUUUUCAAGGUAGCAGAUAACAGUUUGUACUACUUUUGUUAGUCCAAUUCUGUUGUUGGUGUUUUGAUCCCUUUGCUGGUUAUUUACAGCCACAAUUAUCCUCGCAAACCAGAGAUAUCCCACAUAGUUCUUUCCAGUUUGAUUUUGAUUUUGAGAGGAAGAUUUUGGCUGAAGCAGAGAAGGAUAGCCAAAAUUGGAGUGGGCUUGUCGAUUCAGGAAGUAUUGUGACAAAUAUGUCAAGGCAGACUUCUCCAGGUUCUUCUGGAGAUCCCAUUGCAGACAAAUACAUUACUUCAGGUCUGAAUAGAGAUGCCGUUCCUCUUGCUGUUGCAAACUUCGGAGACAACCCAACAAAGGUCCGAGAAUUUGCGGAUCAUUAUACUCGCUUGAGAGAUAUGGGGUUCUCGUCAAAUGCGGUUGGAGAAGCCCUACUCAUGUUUGACAAUGAUACAGAAAAGGCUUUGGCCUACCUCCUUAACAAUAGCUCUUGAACGCUACAGUAUAAGUUGAGCACAGGGAACUGAAUCAAUUUUUUUUCUAUGUUGUGUGAAUGAAAUUGGUUUAUAGUA